CUCGGCUUUGUGGGCUGGGCUUUAUUUGUCGUAAUGUUGGUUGGAUAAGAGGAAGCAAUAUUUUCCCCACAAUUCAGACACCGACACGGACUAUCGGCUGGUCGUUUUUUUCCCACCUAGAGACCGAGGAAACUAAACCAUUUUGCCCGUUUUUAGGCGAGUGUUAGCGGCGGGACAGAUGUCCAUGAUGAUGGAAAUGGAGGUGAUGCAUUCCGGCCAACAGAACAUGGACCUGAUCGACAUCCUGUGGAGGCAGGACAUCGAUCUGGGCGCCAGGCGCGAGGUGUUCGACUACAGCCACCGCCAGAAGGAGUACGAGCUGCAGAGGCAGCAGGAGCUGGAGAAGGAAAAGAAACUGCACCUCCUCCGGGAGAAGGAGAAGGCCCUGCUGGCACAGCUGCAGCUCGACGAAGAGACUGGAGAGUACGUGCCUCGUCCUCUGCCCAGCGCCCCUCUGCAGUCUGCCGCCACGCCUCUGGAGAUCACACAGGAUGUCAGCUUCACACAGCAGAACACAGAGACUUUGUCAUUUGACGAGUGCUUGCAGAUCCUUGCAGAGACGUUUCCCGUAGAGGAAACUGAGGAUGCUUCAGUCCGACUGGACGCGACUGCAACUGCUUCGACAGACUGCAGCAGCAGCAGCGUCGUCAUGAUGUCCCCCGAGCAGCCAUCUUUGCCCUCACUCGCGCUUUCGCCUGCACCCCAGCCGCAGAGGAUGUCGCUUGAUAUGGAGCAGGCCUGGAUGGAGCUGCUGUCUCUUCCCGAGCUGCAGCAGUGUCUGAGCCAGCAAAUGGAGGACACACUGGAGAUUGCAAGCUAUCCAGCGGUUGAAGCACAGGAUCCAAACUAUACCUUUUACCCAAUGUCCAGUCUUGCAGAAAAGGACAAAAACACUUUGAAUGAUUUUAUCCACGAAUUUGAUGGCUCAGUCUCCAGUGUGGCCCCACCGGACAACCUGAGCCAAAUCAAGGCAGAAGCUCCCCCGUUAAACACCAAUUUCAGCCUUAAUAGUUUCAGCAGCAGUUUUUACCCCGCCACCAUGUUGGAGGAGAGCGCCGGUCAGCCAGACCUGGAGGGAGACGAGUGCAACAUCAUGUCUGAUGUCCAAAACUUGUACAGCCUGUCCCCCGGCGACGCAUUUGAGCGAGGCAGACGCAACAUGUCUUCAGAAGUUCCGGAUGUCGACUCUGGACUGUCUUCAAGUACAAGUCCUCACACUUUCUCACCCGGGAAAUCUCUUUACGGAGAUGAGGGCUUUGGUUACAGUGAUUCCGACUUGGAAGACAUGGACCAGAACCCCGGCAGUGCAGAAUCCGACUACUCCGAGAUGUUCUCAUUGAAUUUUCAACCUGACGACGUUCAGCACGUCGUGCCUCUGUCCACGUUAGUGGGCCAGCCUCAGAGCCAGACGGACAAGCUCCCCAAGCUGGAGAAGAUGGAGCCGGCCGAGGAGAGCGGCCACAAUUCCGCCCCCUUCACCAAAGACAAGCGCAAGAGAAGCUCAGAUGUGCGUCUCUCGAGAGACGAGCAGAGGGCCAAGGCCCUUGAGAUUCCCUUCACCGUCGAAAUGAUCAUAAACCUUCCCGUUGACGACUUCAAUGAGCUGAUGUCCAAAAACCAGCUGAACGAGGCCCAGCUGGCCCUGGUCCGAGACAUCCGCCGGCGUGGCAAGAACAAAGUGGCGGCCCAGAACUGCCGUAAGCGCAAGAUGGAGAACAUUGUGGGGCUGGAGCACGACCUGGACUCGCUCAAGGAGGAGAAGGAGCGCCUGCUGGGCGAGAAGCUGCGUAACAUGAGCGGCCUCCGAGAGAUGAAGAGGCAGCUGAACAGCCUCUACCUGGAGGUGUUCAGCAUGCUACGAGACGAGUCCGGCAACGCCAUCUCCCCGUCCGACUUCUCGCUGCAGCAGUCCACCGAAGGCAGCGUCUUCCUCGUCCCUCGCACUAAAAAGACUUUUAUCAAGAGCUAAGACCGCCUCUUCAGACCUUUCGUGUGGCGAGGUACUGCGUCCAUGUAGUAGCACUAUGCAAUAACUUCCUCAGCUUUACGCGUCACUAGAACUAUUGUAUAGUUUCUUUCUUCUCCUGUUGUAAUAUUUUUGAUAUUUUAUCUCUUUUGUACUCUUCAUAUUCUAUACCCGAUUCUUUGUACAUAGGCAUUACAUACAUUUGAGAUGAAUGCAAAUGUUACUGUAAGUGUAAAUAUACUGUAUAGAUAUUGUUUCUGUAUGUUUUAUAACUAGACCCUAUGAUUUGCUGCGCAGGUUCUUUGUGCUUUUCAAUAAACCCUUCCUAAAGCUAUACGGCCCCCCUACUUGAAACAGAUGGAUGCCAGAUGUAUAUACAGUACAGUCGAAGAUGGGUUGUCCAAACUUUUUCCAGCGAGGGCCACAUAGUGGGCAAAGACUGCAUAACACUAGUAGUAGGAGGAAUUUCGGUCUUGGCUCUUGCGUUUUCUUCUUUUCAAAUAAUCUUUAAGUUUUGUUAUUUACAUUUCAUAACAUUAUUUCUUUUAAUAUGUCCACUCUGCUACUAAUGAUAUUUUUCCUCAUAAUAUUACAGGUUUAUGCUUGUAAAAUUGCAACUUUUUUUCUCGUUAGAAUACGACUUUUUUUUCUUAAUAUUUUUGACUUCAUUCUCAUAAAACUUACAGCUGUUUUUUCCCCAUGUUUGCCUUUUUUUAAAUUUUCCAAAUAUUUCAACUUUAUUCUCAAAUAUUAGAUUUUCUUGGUUAUACAGUCAUGGAAAAAAUUAUUACAUCACCCUUGUUUUUUCAGUUUCUUGUUCAUUUUAAUGCCUGAUACAACGAAAGGUACCUUUGUUUAGACAAAUACAACAAUAAUAAAAAUAGCUCAUAAGAGUUACAAAAUUUUUCAAGAAAACCAUUUAUUCAAGAAAAGCAUGGAAGUUGCUGGAUAUCAGCUCUUAAAUUCAACUCUUAUGAUCUAUAUGUGUUAUCAUCAUUAUAUUUGUCCAAACAAAUGUACCUUUAGUUGUACCAGGCAUUACAAUGGAUCAAUAAACUAAAACAAGGGUGGUCUCGUGAUGUAUUUUGACUUUAUUCACAUAAUAUUUUUGCUUUAGUCUUGUAAAAUGACAGCCGUUUUUUUUCCCCCUUUUGCAUUAAAAAAAAAAAAUUUCAACUUCAUUCUCAAAUAAUCUGACAUUCCAUCCAUGCCGCGCCACUUAUCUUCACUAGGGUCUCGGGGGUAUGCUGGAGCCUAUCCCAGCUGACUUUGGGCGAGAGGCGGGGUACACCCCGGGCUGGUGGCCAGCCAAUCACAGGGCACAUAUAGACAAACAACCAUUCACACUCACAUUCAUACCUAUGGACAAUUUAGAGUCGCCAAUUAACCUAACAUGCAUGUUUUUGGAAUGUGGGAGGAAACCGGAGUACCCGGAGAAAACCCAAACUCCAGAAAUUUUCUUGAUUAUAGUUUGAUUUUAUUCCCUUAACUUUUUCCCCAACCUCAUUUGCUUCUCGUAUUAAAAUGUAAAAAUGUUUUUUCCUUUAAUAUUUUGACUAAACUCAAAGCUGGUUUUAAAUUUUUACAAGUAUUUCAACUUUCUUCUCAAAUUCAUAUUUCAUUUAUUUUCUAUGCCACUCAUCCUCACCCAGGUCGGGGGAGUAUGCUGGAACCCAUCCCAGCUGAGUCCGGGCAAGAGGCAGGGUAAAAUAUCUAAAAAUAUCUCUCAAAUAAUCUUCGUUAUAUACUGUAUUGACUUUAUUCCCAUAUAACUUUUUCCCCAACCUACUUUUCCAAAAAUGGCCACUUUAUUUUGUAUCUCAUAACAUUACGACUUUAAAAAAAAAAAAAAACCCAAGGUGUAAUAUUUCUGCUCUACCAAAAUGAAAUUUUUCCUUGUCGUAUUCAAUUUUUGUCUUGUAAAAUUGCGACUCUUUUCUCUUAUUAUUUUGACUUUAUUUCUUGUAAAAUUACAGCCCUUUUUUCAUUUCUGCUCUAUUUUAUUUUUUAAAUUGUCCAACUAUUUAAACUUUGUUAUAAUUCUCAUAUUUUUACUUUACCUACUUUAUUGCAACUUUUUCCGCAACCUAAUUUUCCAAAAAUCUCUUUGUUUUUCAUAUCCCGACUUAAAAAAAAAAAGUCUAUUUCAACUUCAUGCUACUAAAAUGUUUUCCCCUCAUACAACAUUACAUUACUCUUAUCCAUACAUGUAACUUUUUUUCUCUUAAUAUUUUAACUUCAUUCGUGUAGAACUGCAGAUUUUUCCAUCUUUGCUGUUUUUUUUAUGGUUUUGUAAAAUUACAUUUUGAGAACGUGCCACGGGCUAUUAAAAAAAAGCAUGGCUGCACUUGAGACACUCCUGGUGUAAAAACUUGGACAAGUUACCACAUGUUCAUCUUGUUCUGUACUUAAUGGAAUUUUGUGCAGAAAAAAACAAAACAAAAAAAAUUGCCCUUAAACCAUCCUCCCCCAAUCGGCUUGCCUUAAUUAACAGUACUGUUGUUUGUACAGUAACCCAAAUCUUUUAAUACGCAUGUCACUGAAGUCACACACGCUGCGUUUGUGUUGCACAACAAAGGCCACAAUUGUUGACAUGCAGUAUAGAAGAAUGCCCAAUGUGAACCCGCAUGACAAUCCCACAAUGGCUCGACCGGGGCGGCGUUCUUAAAAGCAAAGCUUUUACACAAUCACUGUUUGCCCUACAUGCACUUUCACACACAAACACUACCUUUACCCGCCAAGCCCACAUUCUGUGUGUGCGUGCGUCUGUGACCAAAUAAGACAUUGAUGAUUAAAAAAAAAAAAAAAAAUCUUUUGAAAACAAACAAAAAUAUCUGACCAGUGACUUCACAGUAAGUAAAGACUUAACGAUUGGAAAAUUCUUUAUUCCAGACCACAUCAUACUUGACAUAUUGCAAAGUUAAUCAUAGUUUGAGCCACAUCUUGAUGAAGGUUAUGUAAUCUGAUCAUACCUUCCUAAUUGCUGGGUUUCUUUCGGUGUUCAGAUGCGUGGAGGGCAAACAUUUCAAUAUGGCCACAUACAAACUCUUUGUACAAUGUUUGGCAGGUCAAAGCGAAGUACGGUGCAUGCCGAUUAAAUGAUUUGCUUCAACGAUGUAAGUGUGCGUGGUGUGUUGGAUAAAGGCAUGAAAUAGUUGAACAUGAGGCGGUCAAACAGCCUUGAAAUCUUAUCUUCCACGUCAGACACAAUGAACGCAGCAGAUAAAAACAGCGCUUGAAACAUGUCUGCUUUCUUCUGCGUGAAACAAAUUUUGAAUGCGUUUGUUUCUCUGCGGUAGCGUAUGAACCCAGUAGCCUGCAGUUGACACGGCCGGUCCAUAUUUGCUACUAGAUUGUAUGGCUCUUGGACUAUCUUUGCAAUAACGUAACAAAAUCCCAAUUUGUGUUAAGUAUGGGGCAUUUUCGCUCCGAUUUCAGUCGACAUCGAGCUACGAAUACGAGACAUAUGUGCAACCCAGCAAUUGGAAAUGCUAGAAUGAUGACAAAUAUAUCCAUAGGAUGAAUGCACGGUUCCCACAAACCCUAAGGAACUAAUGUCAGCACCACCUUGUCCAUUAUUGAAAAUUUAGGUCAUAUCUUGGAAGCAAGACUAUUUAAAAUGCAUCGUUAUUUCAUCCAAUCAUGUUUGAAUACAGCAACAUUACCAUAAAUGGAGAGAGCUCAAACGGACAGGACAGGCCAACGGUGGCGUUUUGAUGAGUCAUCAUUUAUCUUAUGCCAAGGCUGCGCUAUUAUGAAUGUCAGGUGAGGCUAAAUGAACUGGCGCCAUCAAAAUGGCAGUUUGCAUUCCUGUUAAAUGUAAUUAGGUUGAAACUUCCCUCAAGACCUCAUCCUGGAAUCACAGCUUUUUGGAUUUUUAAGUUGAGAUUGACUAUGCUAGUCGUAUUUGGCAAGAAUACUUAAUUCAAUAAACAAUUUUUCAUUAAAAAAAGGGGGUUUUAUGCUAUAUUCCCAUGGUCUGGCGUCUGCUGGUCUAAUAAGAAAGUGAGCUAAUUACCUGACAAUUACUUGCUAUUAUGUUAACAGGGCCCGCUAUUAAAAGUAACUGAGUCACAACGCCUUCUUUCAAAAUGUUAAUAGUUCACUUUUCAAAGGAGAACUGCAUAAAGUAAAGUUCAACAUCAUGUGAUUCUUUUAAAGCCUAUUUUUUAAAUGUCCAGACAUUCCAUCAGUUGAUUAUAAUGUUGAAGCUGCCAGGAUGCUUCAGAAUUGUGCAAAAUACAGUAAUUCCUCACCAUUUUGCGCUUCCAAUUUUCUCAUAGUAUUUCUAAAUAUAUUAGUAAAUCAUGGCGUUUCGUGGUUAAAUAGAGCAUAUUAUUAGUCAAAAAUGAGCAUAUUAUUAGUCAAAAAUAUGCGUAUUGAAGCAAAUUGUUUUUUUUGCUUGAAAAAGCAUAAAAAUGGUUCAGUGAAGUAAAAUACAAAUAUGGUAUUCAGAAGUCGCAGUCAAAGACGUGAUCACGAGGUGUCAGUAAUGUUAGUGUAAGACACUAGACUUGAUCGCCGCAACAGGCUUUUAUUGCAGGUUUGUAUGAUCUGACAACAGGCACGAUAAUCCCUAACGCGGGCUGCUGUUGCCAACGUAACCCACAGCAAGAUAAAACUCAACUCUGAACCCCCGAUAUCACUUCCUGUAUUACCCCCCUAGCACCGGAACACAUUUACAGCAACACACACGAGCACGUCUUCUGUCUUAUCUUCUCUUCAUGUGUACUAUAUUGACUUAUAUCAUGUCUAAUGUUAAAUACUGUAUUUAGAAAAAUAUUCUAUUUCUAAAUACGAAAUCGUACUUGGCGGAAAGUCACUUAACACAGUUGGGUCUCGAACCAAUUAACCGCAACGAGAGAUUACUGUAUUGAGUUUCCUCAAAAAUGUCACAAUUUUCACAAUUAAAAAAAAAAGAAAAAAAAAAAAAGCAUAUUUUGGCUACUUUUGUCAUUUCCAGUCAGAAUAUAUUUCACACAAAUACAGGUGGUCUUCGUGUUACAUACAAGCUUUGGUGCACGACGGCUCGUAUACCAAUUCUUAGGGGCUAUCCACACGGAAACGUAUUCAUGUCAAAACAGUAUUUUAUUGUUUCAGCCACUCAUCCAAAUGUCAAAACAGUAUUUUAUUGUUUCAGCCACUCAUCCACAUGGAAACUGUUCUGCGUGCCCUGAAACGGUAUUUUUUGAAAACGCCUUCCAAGGUGGGGAAAUCUGAAAAUGCCGGCUUAUCGUUUCCGUAUGGACUAGCAAUCUCAGUGUUUUUUUAAAACAAUAACGUCACCGACCCGUAACCAGAAUUGAACUUUGACAACAAGCAACAUAAUCUCAAUUUUUCGAGUGUCAUGACUCACCGCAGUCGACGUUCUCACAAUAUUUUGUCUUAUACUCCCAAAAUGACACAUGUAAUUCUAGACAAGCCUUGGAAAGUGGAAGAUGACUGACUUAUGCGCAUGCGUCCUUUCUUCUUCUAUGGUUUGGUGUGUUACGUGGUUCCGUUCGCGUGUAUGUUCACAGCUCCACACGUAGGUGCGCCUUUUGUAUUACAUUGUUUUCACUCAGUUAUCAGUUUCUGUCUGGAUGCAACCAUUUACUAAUCCAGCACAGUGUGGAUGUGACUAUUUUUUCCAUUCAUGGUCGCCAGCCAAUCGCGGGGCAGAUAUAGACAACUAUUCACAAUCAAAUUCAUACCUAUGGACAAUUUAGAGUCGCCAAUUAACCUAUCAUGCAUGUUUUUGGAAUGUGGGAGGAAACCCGAGUACCCGGAGAAAACCCACGCACUCACAGGAUGAACAUACAAACUCUACACAGAGAUGACCAACGGAGAUCUUCCCGAUCUCCUGACUGUUUCCAACAUGCUAACCGCUAGGCCACCGUGCGGACCGUGGCUUUUUUCAACUCGCCAAAAAAAAAAAAAAAAAAAAAAAAGUUGAGUAAUAAAACACUAAAUACAAGACCACUAUACUGAGUAGUUAUUACUGUCACUUCUUCCGAAGGUCAGCAACAUCAGCUAUGCAAUUUUGUGUGACAUGGGCCAAGAAGUUAUAGAUGUUCCAAGAAACAAACUGCAUCUCAGCUUUGUCAUAUGGGUGAAAAAGCAGAUUACUACAGUUAACUUCACUCUUAAACCAAUUUGGCUUUUUUUUUUUAAUGUUCCACCCAUUUCAACUGUCGUCUUUAAUAUUGGUAAAUUUUCUCCUAGUAAUAUGACUUUAUUCCCAUAUAACUUUAUAAUUUUCCCAUAUAAUUUUCCCCAACCUAAUUUUCCAAAAAUUACAACUUUUGUUUUUUUUAAUCCUCAUAUUACAUCUUUUUAGUAUUUCAACUCAGGGUUAGGCUACUAAAAAUUUAUUCCCCAUAAUAUUACGAGUUUAUUCUUGUUCCCCCCCCUUACAAUACGAUUUUUUUCUCUUAAUAAUUUGACUUUAUUCUCAUACAGCUUUUCUUUCCCUUUCAUUUUCCAACUAUUUCAUCAAGUGUCGUCUUGUACAUUUUUUUUCUCAUAAUUAUGACUUUAUUUUCAUAACAUAAUUGUUUCUCAUAGUAUUAUGGCUUUAAAAACUAACAUCUUUUUUCUUUAAUAUUUCAACUUUAUGCUACUAAAAUUGACUAAAAAAAAAAAAAUCAAAUCUUUCCCUUUUAUUACAUUAUUCUCUUAAAAUUACAACAUUUUUCGUUCGUUCAUUUUUAACAACUAAAAAUAGCAGAUUUUCCAUUUUUACAGUUUUUGCACGUCGUAAAAGGGCCUCGGGCCACGCUUUGGACACCCCAGGUCAAGGGCCUAACAGAUUAUGAAGACAAAGAAAAUAAUCAUUAUUUAACAGUAGGCAUGGGGCCAGUAUGAGAUUCUGAGGGUAUGAUAACCUUGGGCAAAAAUAUCACGGUUUCACAGUAGUAUAAUUACAGUUCUAAAAUGUGUUAUUUUGAAAUAUCUUGAUUGAAAAGAGGAAAAAAAAAACCUUCUGUUGAGAAGUAACUUUUAAAUAUAAUAGAACAUGACAGAAAUGAAACAUACGUAUUUAAAAUAAAACAAAAAACAAUUAUUUCUAAUUAAAUAAGAUGCAGUUCUUAAUGCAGUCUAUGGUGGCUAAUACUUUGCCCCACAUCACAAGAGCAAGUUUCUGGGUCAUGUGAUUGUUGUUAGCAACUGUUGCUCGCUCAGUGGCAAGUAAAGUUUAUACCACUUAUUCUCAGCUUCUGUCUGGUUCUUAAUCAUAUCUGCACAUUUGGUGACCUUCGACUUGAGUAAUAUGUUGACUGACAACAAUGACAACAGCACGGCAGUAUCGGUGGAAUGACAACACGUGCAUUCACCGAUUUCUGCCACCAAGCGCUACUGUGCAUGCAAAUACAAGUAAACAUGUAAAUGGGGGUAAAUCUUCUAAAUGUGCAUCCCAUUGAAAUAACCUUUCACACGAGUGAAUGUUUUCACUUAAUGACAUUAGUGUAUUUUGUCAUGUACUACACAUUUUAAGCUGCACAAUAUGUGUUUGUCAAUACGUGUUUACACUACAAGCGAUUACACAACAUUUGGGACAUUAAGUUAUGAUAUUCUCGUUAACAUGUCGAAAAUGUACGUAUGUACUUACACAUACGUUUGAUAGCUGCAAUGCCAUGUGAAAUGCACACUAAAUCCACAAACUCCAGAAUGCAAAACUCUACAAGUACACACGUCUUGUCACAUCGACGCUGACGAGGCAGCUGACGUCACUGCUAGCUAUGCCACGACGGUCAAGUUGCAGACUUUUGGAAACACGUCUCGUGCCCAUGGUUUCAGCACAUCGAAGCCCAGUUCCAACGAAGAGGAACAACACCUGGCAUGACAAGUAUUUCCACAGUGGCCGAGCUGGACCUCCACCUUCUCUCAUACAGUAGGAUGGCAUGAUGGACUAUUUUAGCAGUUUUGAUACCGUGGUAUACCUUGAAACCAGUAACCAUCCCAAGCCUAGUUAGUUGUGCGUGAGUGGCAUAGUCUAUUCUUACGCAUUAAUUAAUUCUCGAGCAAGUCUCUUUACAGACAACCAUAAAACAAAUCGGAACACAGUAACUCGAGGACCACCUGUAUCUGAGCAAUACCAGAAAGUCUGGCAUUUGUCACCCUGAGUUAAAAAGAGGUUGUACCUGUCACCAAAUGCAGUUAGAUGACAAGAUGUGCAGCCUUGGAUAACAUUUUUGGGAAAAAACAAAAAACAAAGUCUUACCCAUCCAGACCCUUCCAUGUUAUCGUGCCUUUACAGAUUUUCAGCAAGAUUGCCUCUUUCCACAUCUGCAAAUCAAGCAAAGUGGUUACUCUUACCUUCCCCCCCUUAAAAGCCAUACUCACUCCCUCCGCAAGACUCAAACCUAUUUGUUGGUACACUUCAAUAUGUCUGACUCAACAGGAUCAGGAACUAGCCUUUAGCUCACUAGCAGGCGCCACACUGCAAGCUUCCUCCAUGUUGGCGUUGUGCUCCACGCUGCCUCCAUCUCCCUUCUCUCUCUCUGACAAUGCUGACUGGUCCACUGUGCUGGUGCUGAAGGCGUGCUGUCUGACCGUCCUCACUAGCGAUGCUGCAGGUGCGUGUGGCUCCUAUAAUCCUACAUGGCUCAAUACGGGAGGGGAUGGAUGGCUACCCACAAUUCCCUUGUCCAUAGUAGCAUACAAAAAAAAGAGUACUCUCAUGACGCGCUGAUCCUCAUGUGCCUUUCUUACACAUUUUUAUUCAUUCUUUGUCUGCUGAGGAAAAUAUUGGAAAAAACUACAAUUCCCUACAUUCUAAUCCAAACUGUUUCUUUGAGGGACUUAUUUACUGUGCUUCACAUACAAAAUCAAAACAUUUGACUUAUUAGAGGGGUCUUCAAACAUGAUUCAACUGGGGGGCUGUUAAAAACUUAUCAACAGAAAUCCAAGCCAUAUAAAAGAAUGCAAAAUAAAAAGAAAGUUUAGAGAAAGAAAAGCAGAAAUUAUGCUUAACCCUCUGACACCACAGGCACAAUACGCCACAAUUCAGACGCACAAAAGGGAAAAGUUGCAUCGCAGGCAAACAUCUAUCACAAUAAGAUCGGGGGAGGGGAUCAUGUCAUAUUCAUAAUGUACAGUUCUUUGUCCGUAAACAUGUCCCAGUUAGCUGCAGUAAAGUCUGACUUGUGUGUCGCUCUAAUGCUUUCAGCCUCAACGUAACCUGCAGCUUUCCUGACAAUUCCUUUGCUCAUCCUAGAACUGAAGCCUGUUGAAUGGAUACAGGAUAGAACAAACAGUUAUUCUGCACUCACGCUGUACUAUAGCUACAAGGGUUGUUGCAAGAGCCAAUCACAACUUACCAAUAUAUUUAAUAGCGACGUGAGCCAUAUCCACCACCGCCGCCGCCAGAGCCGUAGCUGCCUGAGAAUAAAACACUUGACUAAGUUCCGACUUGAUUACGAGGUGAUGUUCGACACUCACCUCCAUACGGUCCACCUGAGUUUCUGCCCCCGAAAUUGUUUCCCUUCAUGGGCCCGUAGUUUGACUGAUGCCCACCUCCGUAGUUUCCAAAGUCAUUGUAAUUUCCACCCCCUCCGUAACCUGUCAUAAAACGGCACCAUUUCCCUUUAAGUCACUGAAACACAAACUUUCUGGUGACAAUUUAAGACUUUACCUCCGCUAUUUCCUCUGUACCCUCCAUCGCAGCUGCCACCAAAUCCACCGCCCUGAUUGCCGUACCCAGGACUUCCACCUCCAUAGUUGGAUCGACCGCCAUAACCUCCUGGUCCUCCACCAUAAUUUCCACUAGGACCUAAAACAGGACAUUCACCCAAAGCCUGUUCAGAGCAGAGUCUUCAUAUGUAUGCCUGAAUGUCUUAUGACUCACCAUCAAAAUCAUCAUAACCCCCUCGUCCUCCACCAUAGUUACCUGACAAGCCCAGAAGGAGAAAAUGCAUUAAGAAUAAAAACAUUAAAAAAAGAAGAAAAAAAAAAGGUAUGUUUAUGAUUAAAUAAGACUGUAGAGCUCAUCACAAUUAAAAUGUGUUAAAUUAAUCGAGACUCCAGUGCAGUAAACAUUAAUGGAUUAGCUAGGGCUGGGCGAUAUGAACCAAAACUCAUAUCCUGAUAUAUUUAGGUUGAAUAUUGAUAUACAUCCCGAUAUUUUUUUAAGCAAAGUGAGUUUACACAAAAUCAAUGUCAAAUAUGCAUGUCAAGUUGUUUUAUUAAAAUAAAUUAAAAUGAGGAUGUUUUUGAAAUGUUAAGCUUCAUGAAAGAUGCACAUAUAAAAAUCUUAUCUAAAAAUAGCCUCCAAUAUAAAUGUGUCAAACAUAGUAUUUUUUUUUUUUUUUUAAACAAACCUUUAGCUAUGCUCCUCAGCUAAUAACAAAAGAACUAAAUAUGAAGAAGUGCCUGGUUUAAGAGAAAAUUUUAAAAUGUCAGCAACUCAAAAAUACUUAAAAAUUGAACAGCAGUAUUUUUUUAGGUAAACUUUUAGGCACGUCCUUAUUUUGUGCCUGGAACACCAACCUGUCAAGUGCAAUCAGGCUUAGUAACUGUCUAACUUCCUUGUGCAUUUGUGGUAGAGCUAAUUGUGCUAAAUAAUGUUGACUGAAGCUUGCUGGACAUCACGAGUCCAUCGUUUUCAGCAGGUUUUUAAUAGCAGUUUUUUUCCACUGUUGCAACCGGGACCAUGUAUUAGAAAUGUGAUAGGACACCUCUUCAUAAUAGCACACCACUUUGCUUUUCCUUUCCUUUUCCUUGCAACAGGAGCAUGCCAGACAGCGUGCAGCUUCACACAUUCCUCGUAUUGGGAGUUUGUGCAAAUUUUUAAGGUGGUGAAAAAGAUUUUUUUUAAUGCUCUGAAUUCGAAGUGUUGUCACUGCAUAUUUUCCUCAAACUGACGUCCCUUCUGGUACAGGCACUGCUGACAACACGACGUAAUGGAAUCGCACGCAUCACCAAACAAUUCAAUUGAUAUUUGUGUGCGUUCACGUACGGUGACGGUGCUCAAUUUAGCGACUGUUGCAGAUCUCAUAGUGUAGACAUUGUCUUUUGGGAGUCCCCAUAACAAAAAGUCUAGUGGUCUGGUGAACGAGGAGGAUAUUCGAUGAAACCCCUCCCUCCAAUCCACCUGUUUGUCAAGACCUCAUCAAGGAAGGAUCUGACAUUGCAAUGCUAUCCUGGGGAUGACCCAUCUUACUGAAAAUAUAACUCAUCUUCAAACUCUUCUCAAAUACUUGACAUGACAGACUUUUGCAGCUAGUGUAUAAAUUUUUUUGGGACACCCUGUAUUUAUAGAGGUUAAGUGAGGUUAUACAAUCAAAACCAAAUAUGCGUCACAGGUUGUUUAAAUAAAUAAAUACUUCUCAUGAGGAUGCUUUUUGAAGUUUUAAAGCUUCAUGCAAGAUGCACAUUAAAAAAAUCUUAUCUAAAAAUAGCCACUAAAAUAAAGCAGGCCACUGUCUUCUGGAAAUAAAUAUAGAAAAAUUCAAAUAAAAUCUUUUUUUUUUUUUAAUUUUUAUAAAAACACACCUAUAGCUAUGCUCAAAUCCUCUGCUAAUAACAAAAGCACAAAAGAACAAAAUAUGAAGGAGUGCCUGGUUUAAGAGGAAAUUUUCAAAUGUCAGCAACUUAAAAAUACUUUAAAUUGAACAGUAAUAUUUUUGGAUAAACAUUUUUAGAAGACACAUGCGUGUCCUUAUAUUGUGCCAAGAACACCAACCUGUCAACUGCAUCAGGCUUAGCAAAUGUCUGACUUCCUUGUACAUUUGAGGUAGAGUAAAUAAUAGAGUAUAUAUCGAUAUUAGUAUCGAUGUAUUGCCCUGUUGGCCACACAGUCUGGAGAUCGGGAAGAUCUUGGUUUGAAUCUCCAUUGGGCAUUUGUUUAUGGAGUUUGCAUGUUCCCCCCCUGUGCGUGUGUGGGUUUUCUUCAGGUACUCCCGUUUCCUCCCACAUUCCAAAAACAUGCAUGUUAGCUUAAUUGGUGACUCUAAAUUGUCCAUAAGUAUCUAAAUUGUCCAUAAGUAUGAAAGUGAAUGUUUGGCUCUAUACAGUAUGUGCCCUGCGAUUGGCUGGCGACCGGUCCAGGGUGUACCCCGCCACUUGCCCAAAGUCAACUGGGAUAGGCUCCAACCUACACACGACCCUAGUGAGGAUAAGCGGCAUAGAAGAUGGAUGGAUGGAUUACCCAGCCCUAACCAUCAAAAUAAAUAAUGGCAGCACCAAGUCUGCUGAAAGCAGGUGUCCAACUACAGUGCACCGUGGCGGCUUCCUCUGCUGUAUACUCUGGUUCUCCUGACAUCCGAGAGAGCAUGGAGGAGUGUAGCGUGCAGAAGGUUACGCACUAUAGAGAAAAUGUAAUGCAUGCACACACAUAGAUCAAUUCCAUAUGUGAAAGUUGUAAAUAGUUCAUAUUGUCAUAUUUGUAAAUAAAUUGUUUUGAUGUAAAACAACCCCUAUUUUUGUGUUGUUUAUGUUGGUAUAGUUGUUUAGAUAUUUCAGUUGUGAAUAAGCAAAAAAUAUGUGUCAAAGUGAAAGUUGGUUUUCUCCCUUUUCUAGUCGGGAACUGAUAUUUUCCUGAAACUUACCUAUGCUCUACUGCUGAUUACUAAAGAACGGAAAAAAGGGAGAAAAACUUUUUUACUGAUUAAAGAAGGGAGUCUAAUCUUUCUUUUGGUGGGUUCCAUGUUUAUAUAGCCACAGAACACGAUAUUCUGUGUGCCUUGAAAGAUCAGUCAAAAUCGUCUAAAAUGGCCGGUACUAAGUGCUUGUCUUUUGAAAAAUGGCUGGGAUUGAAUGAGUUAAAGAAAAUAUGGCAUUAUAGUAUUUUACUACUAUUAUUAUUAAACAGUGGUUUAUUUAGUCUCAAAAAAAUGUAGACAUUAAUAUUGAUUAGUGUCAAUUUGUGGGACAAUAAUUUCAAAUGCACCGGCAUGAUUUUGUGACUGAUAAAAAGGUUUUUGUCCAGUCAGAUUUUAAACUCUCGUCUCAUUCUUGUGUACCCAAUCUUUUGUAUCGUCUCAUCUCAGGAGUUGGGUCUCACAACACCCAUUCGUUAGUAAAAUAUAGUAUUAUGUAUGUAUAUUAGUGUGUCAGCGUCCAUUUUAAUACCUGUAUAGUCCAUGUGGCAUAGUUACAUUGUGUUUUCACUGUGUUUUACUUGUGUUGCAGCAUGGGUGAGUGAGGUAUUUGAUUUGAUGUCUUCUUGAUUGUGUUUUGGGUGAUAUGGGGACGUGACAGAUUUCCUACCACUAAGUUGCCUAAUUAAGGAGGUUAUAGGCAGAAAAUGGUGGAUUUCCGCCAAGUAUUUUAAUCAAAUUGUCGAAUAUGCAGAGUCGCCCAAUUGUUUAACCUUAUAAAAAAGGUACAUCGGUGUCAUUGUAGCGGCAGGUUUUCUGCUACAUGUAAUUGAUCGUGGGGGCCCGGCACUACAAAAUAAAAGCCGCCACACGUUAAAAUUUUUUGGGGGUUUUUUUAACUUGAAGACAAUUUUAAGUAGUAUAUUGUAAGAUUGGAUAUACACUGCUCAAAAAAAAUUAGAGGAACACUUCAAAAACACAUCAGAUCUAAACUGGGGGAAAAAUGAUCUUGAAUCUCUUUCCUGAUAAUAAGUGGGUGAUGUAUUAGUAACAAAAUGAUGUCACAUAAUUUGAUAGAAAUGAAAUGGAUCACCCUCUAGAGGGGGGAAAUCAAAGACACCCCAAAAAUGAAAGUGAAAAAAUGAUGCGGCACACUG
Messenger RNA from Dunckerocampus dactyliophorus (ringed pipefish), 15644 nucleotides. RefSeq names its product nfe2 like bZIP transcription factor 2a (gene nfe2l2a). Lineage: Eukaryota; Metazoa; Chordata; Actinopteri; Syngnathiformes; Syngnathidae. Gene Ontology annotation, cellular component: nucleus. Gene Ontology annotation, molecular function: DNA-binding transcription factor activity, RNA polymerase II-specific; RNA polymerase II cis-regulatory region sequence-specific DNA binding. The record is from RefSeq and is a predicted model, not a curated record. Gene Ontology annotation, biological process: cellular response to oxidative stress; regulation of transcription by RNA polymerase II. The transcript has 5 exons. The coding region runs from base 179 to 1969 and encodes 596 amino acids.